AUGGGGAACGAAAACCGAACCAAAGAGAUCCAGUUCUACUUUCACCCAUUUUCACCCAUUCUGGAGAUACAAAUGCUGAUUUUUGUGGCUUUCCUGCUCAUGUAUGUUGGAAGUCUCAUUGGUAAUGCCACGAUCUUUCUCACUGUCUGGGCUGAGCGUUCGCUCCACACGCCCAUGUAUUUCUUUCUGGCCAAUUUGGCGGCUCUGGAGAUCUUCUACUCUUCCACUGUUGCCCCCCUGGCUUUGGUCAACCUCCUGACCAUGGGGAGAAUACCCAUCUCUGUCACCGGCUGUGGCGCACAGAUGUUCUUCUUUGUCCUUCUGGGCAGUGCUGACUGUAUCCUCCUGGGGAUCAUGGCUUAUGAUCGGUUUGUAGCCAUCAGGGAUCCCCUGCGCUACAGUCUCAUCAUGAGAUGGCAGCUGUGCGCCCAGCUGGCUGUGGGAGCCCUGGUCCUUGGUUUCAUUCUAGCCCUACAACUGACCGUUCUUAUUUUCCAUCUGCCGUUUUGCGCCCACAACAGAAUCCCUCACUUCUACUGUGAUGUACUCCCGAUCUUGCGGCUAGCGUUCGGAGAUACUCGAACGCCAGAAGCCAUGAUCUUCAUCGUUAGCGUCAUCGUCCUUACCAUCCCCUUCUCUCUGAUCUCCGUCUCGUACAUCUUCAUCGUGGCCGCCAUCCUGAAAAUCCGCUCCACGGAGGGACGGCGCAAGGCCUUCUCCACCUGCUCUUCUCACCUGACUGUGGUUCUCCUCCAGUACGGCUGCUGUAGCCUCAUCUACCUACGCCCCAGCUCCAGCUACAACCCAGAAAUGGGCCGCGUGGUGUCCGUUGUCUACACCUUUGUCACCCCUGUCUUGAAUCCCUUGAUCUACAGCAUGAGAAACCAAGAGCUGAAAGAUGCAUUAAAUAAGGUAAUGAAGAGACAUUUACUGAACUAG
This is a messenger RNA of Phacochoerus africanus (Common warthog), 939 nucleotides long. RefSeq names its product olfactory receptor 10V1-like. Gene Ontology annotation, molecular function: olfactory receptor activity; G protein-coupled receptor activity. Gene Ontology annotation, biological process: G protein-coupled receptor signaling pathway. Gene Ontology annotation, cellular component: membrane. The record is from RefSeq and is a predicted model, not a curated record. The transcript has a single exon. Lineage: Eukaryota; Metazoa; Chordata; Mammalia; Artiodactyla; Suidae. The coding region runs from base 1 to 939 and encodes 312 amino acids.